CUCCUUCCCGCGUGGACACCGGGAACAGCGCAACCUCGUCCGAGAACUUUGAUGGGACUAAUAUGCGGGUUUUUCUUAUUUAUUCGAACGCCUACCUCCAACGAGGACCCCACUCACAGACUUAGCCCCGCCUUCUUCAGCUCCGCCUAUUCCGUUCUCGGAAGUGGAUGAACCAGAGAAUCCCGCAAAGCACGCCGGGUGUUGUAGUUCCGGAAGCCAAGCCGGAGUGCGCGUCGUCAUGUGGCCCAGAGUGCUGCUGGGGGAGGCCCGGGUGGCUGUGGACGGAUGUCGCGCUCUGUUGUCUCGCCUCGCCGUGCGUUCCUCCCCGCCAUGGACUGCUGUGAGCUGCUCACCCCUGCGGAGGAGCCUGCAUGGAACUGCGACGCGAGCUUUCCCGCUCAUCCCCAUAGUGGUGGAGCAGACGGGUCGAGGCGAGCGCGCUUAUGACAUAUACUCGAGGCUGUUGCGGGAACGCAUCGUGUGUGUCAUGGGCCCGAUUGACGACAGUGUGGCCAGUCUGGUCAUCGCCCAGCUGUUGUUCUUACAGUCUGAAAGCAACAAGAAGCCCAUUCAUAUGUAUAUCAACAGCCCAGGUGGUGUGGUAACUGCAGGCCUGGCCAUCUACGACACAAUGCAGUACAUCCUCAACCCCAUCUGCACGUGGUGUGUUGGACAGGCUGCCAGCAUGGGCUCCUUGCUCCUCGCCGCAGGCAGUCCCGGCAUGCGCCAUUCACUGCCCAAUUCCAGAAUCAUGAUCCACCAGCCCUCUGGAGGAGCCAGGGGCCAAGCCACAGACAUCGCCAUCCAGGCAGAGGAAAUCAUGAAGCUGAAAAAGCAGCUGUACAACAUCUAUGCCAAACACACCAAGCAGAGCCUGCAAGUGAUCGAGUCAGCCAUGGAGAGGGACCGCUACAUGAGCCCCAUGGAGGCCCAAGAGUUUGGCAUCUUGGACAAGGUCUUGGUCCACCCACCUCAGGACGGGGAGGAUGAGCCAGAACUGGUACAGAAGGAGACUGCCACAGCGCCGACGGAUCCUCCUGCCCCGACAGGCACCUAAGGGCCAGGAGUGUGGAGACCAGACUAAGACUUCCUCUGCUGGGCCCAAGAACAACCCCUGGAGGAGAUGUGGAUUGAGGUUGCCCUCAGAGCAGGGCAGACUGAGACACUGUGAUUUAAAUUAAAUCUUUGUAGUCUUUGUCCCA
This is a messenger RNA of Mus pahari (shrew mouse), 1202 nucleotides long. It is a transcript of the gene Clpp, whose product is annotated as caseinolytic mitochondrial matrix peptidase proteolytic subunit. Bases 239 to 1057 code for a protein of 272 amino acids. Gene Ontology annotation, molecular function: ATPase binding; ATP-dependent peptidase activity; serine-type endopeptidase activity. The transcript is spliced from 6 exons. Gene Ontology annotation, biological process: protein quality control for misfolded or incompletely synthesized proteins. The record is from RefSeq and is a predicted model, not a curated record. Lineage: Eukaryota; Metazoa; Chordata; Mammalia; Rodentia; Muridae. Gene Ontology annotation, cellular component: endopeptidase Clp complex.